This is a messenger RNA of Dermochelys coriacea (leatherback sea turtle), 1491 nucleotides long. RefSeq names its product sirtuin 4 (gene SIRT4). The transcript has 5 exons. Gene Ontology annotation, molecular function: NAD+ binding; NAD-dependent protein lysine deacetylase activity. NCBI's taxonomy places the organism in Eukaryota, Metazoa, Chordata, Testudines, Dermochelyidae. Bases 365 to 1318 code for a protein of 317 amino acids. The record is from RefSeq and is a predicted model, not a curated record.
UUUGAAAUCUUGCUCUUUUUUCUUCGCUCAGUUUUUCAACAUAUGUGUUCUUUGAAUUGUGGGAUUUGUAGUUUUCCUUUUUAGUUUUGUUUUGUGAACUACAUUUCCCAGAGUUCUCUGUUUCUGCAGCCUUUUGUCUUCUCUGAAGGUCAGGCACUGCCAUAACAUGAGAGGUGCUGUUUAAUGAAUUAACGUGUCCAAAAUGAUUUGGGAUUGUUGACUAGAAGGCAGAAGAGAAGAACAAAGUAUCAUUAUCAGCAUCAUGAAUUCCUCAGAGUAGCCUAAGAAAAAAUAACCUUGUCAUUAAGGAAGACCUCUGUGUUCUAAGGUUUAACUGCCAUAUAUUUGCCUUCUUGGAUCCUAGAUGAGUAUAUACUGUGCUCUGAAGGUGCCGGAAGGUUGCAGAGCCCUCAGGCUCCACCAUUACAGAUCUCACUCUGUGGCCAACACCUCUCCAAACCUGGCUUUUGUGCCAGCCAGCCCUCCUCCAGAUGCUGUGGAAGUGGAGGCACUGCAGCGCUUCUUUUCUCAUUCCCAGAGGCUGUUGGUAAUGACCGGUGCUGGAAUCUCCACUGAAUCAGGGAUCCCUGACUACCGCUCAGAAGGGGUGGGGCUUUAUGCCAGGACGGACAGACGGCCCAUCCAGCAUGCUGAGUUUGUUCGCAGUGCCAGUGCCCGCCAGAGGUACUGGGCAAGGAACUUUGUGGGCUGGCCUCAGUUCUCCUCUCACCAGCCUAACGCAGCGCACCUGGCCUUAAGAAACUGGGAGAAGCUAGGAAAGCUGCACUGGCUGGUGACCCAGAAUGUGGAUGCCCUGCAUACCAAGGCCGGGAGUCAGCGGGUGAUGGAAUUGCAUGGCUGCACACACAGGGUUCUCUGCCUUGGCUGUGGAGAGCAAACUCCCCGCUCUGAGCUUCAGAAGCACUUUGAAGGGCUGAAUCCCACCUGGACAGCUGAAGCACAUGGCAUGGCCCCGGAUGGGGAUGUCUUCCUCACGGAAGAGCAGGUGCAUAACUUCCGCGUCCCAGCCUGCAGCAGAUGUGGUGGGAUCCUGAAGCCAGAUGUGACAUUCUUUGGGGACACAGUUAGCCGGGAGAAAGUGGACUUUGUGCACAAGCGCCUGGCUGAAUCAGAUUCCAUGUUGGUGGCAGGAUCCUCCUUGCAGGUGUACUCUGGUUACAGGUUUGCACUUGCUGCCCAUGAGAAGAAGCUGCCAAUUGUGAUCAUUAAUAUUGGACCCACAAGGUCAGAUCACUUUGCAUCCAUGAAACUGAAUUCCCGGUGUGGGGAGUUGCUGCCUUUGAUUGUCCUGCGGUGACCCCGUUUCUAGUGUUAGUGAGCCAAGCACCUGCACCCACCCAAGCAGGCAAACAGAAGAGAGAUCUAAAGGUGCAUCUUUUGAUGAGACCAGCAGAGGACAGCAAUCCAUCAUCCGUUCCAAUCAGAUCAGCUUCCUGCACUGAGCCAUGGUCUCCAUUUACCUGGAAGCAG